AGCCAGGUACUGUCACAAGACGCUGAAGAAGAGAACGAUACGAUGAUUGGUACCAAAUAGUCUAGGGUGAAGGCACACUUACGAAAUGUACUCUAACCCUCGCAUCAAAGGAAAUACAACCAACGUCAAUGAACUACCAAAGCUCGAGUUCAUGGUGCCGUUUACUCUUAUUUUUCUUGGUUCAAUUUUCGGCAAUUCGGUGCUCAUCCACGUCAUAAGAACAGAUAGCACCUCAAAGACCACCAUCAAUUAUCUGAUUUUAUACCAAGCAGUGGCUGACCUUCUGAUUUCAAUAGCGCGACUAAUAGACAUAUCAAUUCCUUCUAAUUAUCUCCUUGGAUAUCCCUGGUUUGGUGGCCUCACAGGAAUCAUAACUUGCAAAUUAUAUCACUUGUUCCUGCUUAUCCCACCAGUCUUUUCAGUUUGGCUCCUGGUGAUGAUUGCUAUGGAACGUCUCUAUGCAGUAGCUCGCCCCCUCCAAUUAUCUCCUUUGACUCGACAUUUGAAAAAAUUCAUUUUUGGUCUUUGGAUUUGGUGUUCAGCUUCGUUGGCAGUCAUCUUUGCGCGUGGACUUUCGAAAACUUUGAAAAAUUUUCUGGAAUCUGACGAACCUUAUUAUUGCAAUUUGAACAAUCCGUGGAUAUCGAUGGCUUUUUGUCUGUUUAAUACUGGUUUUUGUUUUUUUCUGAUAGCGGUCUUGUACGCAAUCGUGUGUUACAAACUGUGGCUACGUAAGAUUCCAGGAGAAGGAAAUAGUCAAAAUCAAAGACAGGCCGAGGCCAGAAGGACAGCAAAAAGAAUCACGCUGAUGAUGAUAGGCAUUGUGCUUUUAUAUGCUAUCUGCUGGAUUUCUACGGAACUAGUGAUAAUGCUGCAUUAUUGGAAUAAGCAGUUACCCGAAAGCGUUAUAAAAUUAUGUGGAAAUUUGAUUGUUUUUUUUAGCCUCCUUAAUCCUUACAUUUAUUUCACCUUUAUUCAAAACUUUCGAACUGCUUUCAAGGGUCUGUUUGGAAAUUUUUUAAAAAGGGUUAAAAUUCAUCGUGUUCUUCCCUUUCGAUCUCAGGGCAUAGAGCUGCAGCAAAUAUGAAAAAAAAAAGUUAUAGAAUUUCGGAACUUUCAGCGAUUGCCUUUCCCAAACUGGGUCAUAAAAUACUAAAAUGAAAUUAUUGAUCGUUAUACUUGCAUGUUUUCUGUCGGUUUGGAUUGAUAUGUGAGGUAGGCUGGAAAUAUUCUGUGCCGGAUGGCUAGACUUAAUUUUAGAUUGAUAUAAUUGAUAAAUUAGUCGACCGUAGAAUACGUACAAACGAGUGUCCCCUAUCAAUUGCACCUAAAAAGCAAAAAGAAAAAAAGCUAUUCGUCUAUGGGGUCUUAUGGAAUGUUCUCAGAGUUCCAUAGUGAUCCUUAUUUGCUUGAGAUGUACGUGUGGAAUUAUUUUUUUAUAAAAUUAGUUUUAAAAUUUUACCAUUUGAUUAAUGUCAAAUCUUUUUUAUCACACAUGCAGUCAGCUGGUGCCAGCUCUUGACCUUUAGAGCACGCUCCUUUUGGCAUUGAAAGUCUGCCCAUCUUAUUUUUAAAAAAAGGAUGCCUAAAUUUAGUUAAGCAUAUCGCUUCAGC
Stylophora pistillata is the source of this 1614-nucleotide messenger RNA. Its product is annotated as substance-P receptor-like. Gene Ontology annotation, cellular component: membrane. Lineage: Eukaryota; Metazoa; Cnidaria; Anthozoa; Scleractinia; Pocilloporidae. Gene Ontology annotation, biological process: G protein-coupled receptor signaling pathway. Gene Ontology annotation, molecular function: G protein-coupled receptor activity. The record is from RefSeq and is a predicted model, not a curated record.